AUGUACGAAAGUGUGGAGGUAGCUGGUUUAAACAGCAGCCCUAACUCCUUCUUCAUGAUGGAUUUUUACAACCAGAACCGUGCAUGCUUGAUCCAGGACAAAGGAGCUGUGAACCCCAAUCCCUACAGCACCCCUGUUCGUAACCAGCACUGGAACAGUUCCAACCACUCUAUUGAAACACAAAGUACCAGCUCAGAAGAGAUUGUACCCAGCCCUCCUUCACCACCCCCACUGCCCCGAAUCUACAAACCCUGCUUUGUGUGUCAGGAUAAGUCAUCUGGCUACCACUAUGGUGUUAGCGCCUGUGAAGGAUGCAAGGGCUUUUUCCGUCGUAGUAUCCAGAAGAACAUGGUAUAUACCUGUCACCGGGACAAGAACUGUAUCAUCAACAAAGUGACCCGGAACCGCUGUCAGUACUGCCGCCUACAGAAGUGCUUUGAAGUUGGCAUGUCCAAAGAAUCUGUCCGGAAUGAUAGGAACAAGAAGAAAAAAGACGCUCCAAAACAGGAAUGUUCAGAGAGCUACAUCAUUACACCUGAGGUGGAGGAUCUCAUUGAGAAAGUGCGCAAGGCUCACCAGGAGACCUUCCCUGCCCUCUGCCAAUUGGGCAAAUACACCACAAACAACAGUUCAGAUCAACGGAUAUCUCUUGACAUUGAUCUGUGGGACAAAUUCAGUGAAUUGUCCACAAAGUGCAUCAUCAAGACGGUUGAAUUUGCCAAGCAGUUGCCAGGUUUUACCACGCUCACAAUUGCUGACCAGAUCACACUCCUCAAAGCUGCCUGCCUUGACAUCUUGAUCCUUCGGAUAUGCACACGCUACACACCAGAGCAGGACACCAUGACCUUUUCUGAUGGCCUGACCCUCAACCGCACUCAGAUGCAUAAUGCAGGCUUUGGACCCCUCACAGACCUGGUCUUUGCCUUUGCCAACCAGCUGCUGCCACUUGAGAUGGAUGAUGCUGAAACAGGACUCCUCAGCGCCAUCUGCCUUAUAUGUGGAGACCGACAAGAUCUGGAACAACCAGACCGAGUGGAUCAAUUGCAAGAACCAUUGUUGGAAGCCCUGAAAAUUUAUGUGAGGAAGAGGAGACCUAGUAAACCCCAUAUGUUCCCCAAAAUGCUGAUGAAGAUUACAGAUCUACGGAGUAUCAGUGCAAAAGGUGCUGAAAGAGUGAUAACUUUGAAAAUGGAGAUUCCUGGAUCAAUGCCACCCCUCAUCCAGGAAAUGCUGGAGAACUCUGAAGGCAUGGACUCUUUGGGGGGCUCAACAGGAGCUCCUUCCCGUAUCAGUAGCUUAGCUCCACCUCCAGGCAGCUGCAGCCCUAGCCUCUCGCCCAGCUCCAACAGAAGCAGUCCUGCCACACAUUCACCCUGACCAUGCUGGACCCCUGAACUAGUUGCUUGAUCCCCCCCUCUGCGCACAUUGGUCUUUUGCUUCCUGGGUCUGCCUGGACACACGUCUCAGGAGGAGCAGAGGUGGGGUGAAGGCGAAACAGUGGGACAGACUGCCGCGGCAGGCAUUCUUCUCCUCCCUCUCUGUACCACAUCAGUCCUGCUCAGACCCAAGAGGGAAAGCUUCUUAUGUUCUCCUGUACCAGCACACUAUUUCUCACUUAGCUGUUCAAACAGGGUUCUGCUUGCAAGGGAGGCCCCUGUUCUCAUGGAGGGAGGCCCAGACCUUCUCUGAAAGCAGAUCAGCAAGUAGAUCUGAAGAACGGCUGCUCAAAAUUAGGAGCAAGAUUUUUUUUUUAAAAAAAGAAACUAGUUACAGAAAAAAAACCUUCUCUGUGGCACGCAUCCCCCCCCCCCCACUCUCUUCAGUCUUGUCAUGCACACGUACAUGCCUCCACAAAGGUGUUGCUUGCUUCUUGUUGCAGUGAAAAUGAAGUAGUGGGUUUUUUUUCCAGUUGAGUUUGCAUUUCAGAUAUUUCGGGGAAAGGGUAUAAUGUUGUUUUUUUUUAAUUGCUCAAACCUUCUCUUCAUCCUCAAUUUGACCAUGCAAUCUUACCUCUUUUCUUGCCUCCUUCUACUUCUUGUCCACUCACAUAUUCCUAAAAAUGUCACCAGCAAUUUUUUUUAAAAAAAGAAACAUUAGUUCCUCAGUUUCUUUUUUUAAAGUACAGUACAACAUGGAGGGAAGGAUUCAUUUAAGAAAGAAUAUCUGUUAUAUAUACAAAUAUCUAUAAAUAUAUAUAAAUACAUUUGAAAAAAAAACUUUGUACAAGUUUGGAAUUUGAAGAGUUUCUAAAAAGAGGGUGGCAAGGAAAAGGCCAGAAAAGCCAAACCAAACCAUGGAAAUUCAUGUAUGGGGUUGGACACGCUUCUCAUUAUAGAUUCAAAACUAUUAUCUAACCAGAGUUACGUACUUGAAUUUGGUAGCCACUCUUCUACAAACACUAUGCCAGGAAUGACCGAGAUACCUGGCAUUGGUAAGUAAUAAUCAGCUCAUGCACAAUUGCUCAUGAAUUCUGCUCAGUUUAAAUAGCCAGAAAUGCACAAUGGGGGAAAAGUUAGCACUGCAUUCAAAACUGAAUUCUUGGCUGGUCUCUUAUUUAACAAUACAGAGUCUGCAGAGCAAGGCAUAUUUAAAAAAAACAACCACAAGCCGCUGUUCUAAUUUGCUUUGGUCCUAUUUUCAGGGAGAGCUAAUUAAAAGCAAUAGGACAACAUUCCUUGCUGCCAGAAUUUCCUGGAGUGUGUUUAAGUUUCAGUGUUUCCUGCAACUGUAACUAAUAAUGAGUUAAAGAUACUUAAUUUUGGCUAGUCGUGUACUUACUGGCUGCUUUUAUUUGCAAUAUAUUUUGUUUGGAUCACAUGGAUACAAAGCCGAAAUCUCACCAUUCUCUUUUUUAUUACUAUUUUGGCAAAUGAAAAAUUGAGAAAUGAGGGGGUUCUGAGCAUUGUGAUAAAAGUAUUGUUUUGAGCAAAA
Molecule: messenger RNA, 2931 nt
Organism: Protobothrops mucrosquamatus (brown spotted pit viper)
Lineage: Eukaryota; Metazoa; Chordata; Lepidosauria; Squamata; Viperidae
Gene: RARA
Product: retinoic acid receptor alpha
Exons: 8
Coding region: 1-1377 (458 amino acids)
Biological process (GO): cellular response to corticotropin-releasing hormone stimulus; retinoic acid receptor signaling pathway; regulation of transcription by RNA polymerase II
Cellular component (GO): transcription regulator complex; nucleus
Molecular function (GO): nuclear receptor activity; RNA polymerase II cis-regulatory region sequence-specific DNA binding; zinc ion binding
Source: RefSeq, a predicted model, not a curated record